This is a messenger RNA of Oncorhynchus gorbuscha (pink salmon), 4975 nucleotides long. RefSeq names its product single-minded homolog 1-A-like. Gene Ontology annotation, biological process: regulation of transcription by RNA polymerase II. NCBI's taxonomy places the organism in Eukaryota, Metazoa, Chordata, Actinopteri, Salmoniformes, Salmonidae. The transcript has 12 exons. Gene Ontology annotation, molecular function: protein dimerization activity; RNA polymerase II transcription regulatory region sequence-specific DNA binding; DNA-binding transcription factor activity, RNA polymerase II-specific. Bases 615 to 2969 code for a protein of 784 amino acids. The record is from RefSeq and is a predicted model, not a curated record.
AAAUUAUUUUUGAUACACUCGCAUCCAUAAAGCAGAGGUGAGGGAAGUAUAGUGUGCCUCUGCUGUCGUCGUUGAAGUUCUACUGAGGGUUUUCGGGGAAACUAGGACAUAAGAGCAGAAGUGAGAAGAGGUAACAUUGCUGCAGAUUUCUGGGGAAAAAAAGUUGGGUUUGGUUGUAAUCCGUGCUCCGAGAAGGGCAUGAUAUCUUCGGCAACGGUGUGAAGGACCUGAACUCCUCACAGAGAUGUUGGGCCCAAGUGGAUGUCAUGUACAAUGAAUCUGGAGCUAUGGCCGAUUACUCCUCAUAAUAUACAGGAUACUCAGAUCCUUCUUCGCCAUCUUAAUCUAUCCUGGAAGUAACAUGGGAAUGUUCAUAUUUUAUUUCUGGAUUUAGUCAGGAAGGAGAACCGAGCAGCUACAGUGUUACCUUGACGCACCACACAAGUUAUCCGCGCCCGAGCAAAACAGUUCGUGCAUUGGAAGAGCCAGCGCGUAAAACAGAAUGCAUGGGUGUCAAAGCAGUAAAAUGAUAUAGAAUUGAGAUCUGUAUAUUGACUGACUUGUAUUGUUUGGUGAAUUCACGCCAAGGUCGAAGAAAAUAGAAUUAUUUGAAAAUGAAAGAAAAGUCGAAAAAUGCUGCCCGGACUCGACGGGAAAAGGAAAAUAGUGAAUUCUAUGAGCUUGCCAAGCUGUUGCCUUUACCUUCUGCCAUCACGUCUCAGCUUGAUAAAGCUUCAAUUAUUCGACUCACAACAAGUUACUUGAAAAUGAGAAUUGUUUUUCCUGAAGGGCUGGGAGAGUCCUGGGGCCACGUGAGUCGGACCAGAUCUCUGGAUAAUGUUGGGCGAGAGCUGGGAUCACAUCUGUUACAGGUGGGAUCACAUAUCCUACAGACGUUGGACGGGUUCAUCUUUGUGGUGGCUCCGGACGGGAAAAUAAUGUACAUAUCUGAAACGGCAUCGGUCCAUUUGGGCUUAUCACAGGUAGAGCUGACCGGAAAUAGUAUUUACGAGUACAUCCACCCUGCUGACCACGACGAAAUGACAGCCGUGCUGACAGCUCACCAACCCUGCCACUCGCACUUUGUCCAAGAAUAUGAAAUGGAACGUUCAUUCUUUCUGAGAAUGAAAUGCGUCCUCGCGAAAAGAAAUGCCGGUCUGACAUGUGGUGGAUACAAGGUGAUCCACUGCAGCGGGUACCUAAAGAUCCGUCAGUACAGCCUGGACAUGUCUCCAUUUGAUGGCUGCUAUCAGAACGUGGGCUUGGUGGCGGUGGGCCACUCUCUACCCCCUAGCGCUGUCACUGAAAUCAAACUACACAGCAACAUGUUCAUGUUCAGAGCCAGCCUGGAUAUGAAGCUCAUCUUCCUCGACUCCAGGGUAGCUGAGCUGACAGGCUAUGAGCCCCAGGAUCUUAUAGAGAAGACGCUCUAUCACCAUGUCCAUAGCUGUGACUCCUUCCACCUGAGAUGUGCACACCACUUGUUGCUGGUGAAAGGCCAAGUGACCACUAAGUACUAUAGGUUCCUGGCUAAGCAGGGUGGCUGGGUUUGGGUCCAGAGCUAUGCCACCAUCGUACACAACAGCCGUUCCUCCAGACCCCACUGUAUCGUCAGUGUCAACUACGUCCUGACGGAUACUGAGUAUAAAGGACUCCAGCUGUCUCUGGACCAGGUUACAGACACCAAGCCCUCCUUCCCCUUCAGCAGUGCUCCCACCAGCCUCACUGAGAACCGCAGAGCACCCAAGAGCAGAGUGUCCCGAGCCAAGGCCAAGGCUCGACUCUCCCCUUACACACAGUACACUGGUUUCCAGGCCGAGCGGUCAGAGUCGGACCAGGAUAGUCCUUGGGCAGGAUCUCCCCUCACAGACUCCGCUUCCCCUCAGCUGCUGGAGCGGGGGGAGGGGCUUAGCGCCUCCUGUGCCUACAGGCAGUUCUCCGAGCCACGUCCCCUUUGCUACAGCCUCCCAAUCACUGAGGAGCACCACCACCACAUCCCCAGCGAAAGUCACCCCCACCUCGACAGACACGGCCACAACCAGACGUGCGAGCGGGGCCGCUGUGAGGCAGGGAGGUACUUCCUGGGUGCUCCCCAGGGUGGGACAGAGGCGUGGUGGGGAGCUGCCCGCUCUGUGCUGCCCCUGGCCAAGACCUCGCCCCUGGAGAAUGGAGAGGGAUACGAGAGCAGCGUGCCCCACAUCACCUCCAUCCACAGUCUGCAUAACUGUGGCCAAUGGGACCAGGACAGUGUGGGCAGCUCGCCAGACGGGGGCUCCGCCAGCGACUCAGGGGACCGUUACCGCGCAGACUACUUCCGGGUCAGCCCCCAGGAGCCGAGCAAGAUCGAGACCCUGAUCCGAGCCACGCAGCAGAUGAUCAAGGAGGAGGAGAAUCGUCUGCAGCACCGCAGCAAGCUCCACCCAGGCCCUGACACUCCUCUAGGUCCUGCCAACGGCCUCCCGAAGGGCCCCGGACCCAGCUUCACCACUGACUACCCCCAGGGAGUGCUACAUAGCGUGUUGUGCCGUGGCCUGGGUCAGGUGAUCAGCCCCGCAUCAAGCCCUGCCCCUCUCUCCAGGCUCAGCAGCCCGGGGUCUGAUCCCCUCCUCCCCAAGCCCAAAAACUACCUCCAACAGACAGGACAGACAGACUUGUCCCCUCACCCCCAGCCCCUGCACCACCAGCUUGGCUGUCCAGGCCCCUGCUCAGACUCCUCCCCUACUCCUGCCCCAGCUCUCUACCCUUCCCACCCCCAAACCCAAACGGGGAGGCCCUAUCUGGACAAGCAAGCUGCUGCCUACUCCCUGACGGGCUAUGCCCUAGAGCACCUGUAUGACCCCAAGAGCCUCAGGGACUUCUGUUCCUCCGCUGGCACCACCCACUAUGACGUGACUUCACACCUGCGCAUGCAGGCAGAGCAGGGGCCGGGACACAAGGGGACCUCAGUCAUCAUCACCAACGGCAGCUAACGCCUGCUUGUCCAAUAACACUAAAGGGAUGUCUAAAAUGUCAGCCUAUUCCCUGUAUAGGGAAAAGUGUGCCAUUUCCCUACAUGCUAUUUUUAGACCAGAGCCUGCGUAGGGCUCUGGUCAAAAGUAAUGCACUACAUAGGGAAUAGGGUGCCAUUUCAGAUGCACACUAAAACACAUGAAGAAGAAACUGGAUCCAUGGAAUAUUCAUUCUAUAGCCCAGCCUCAACGGCCUCUUCUGUGUCUUAUCCAGCAAAAACAUUUGUUUCCUUUUCUUUUAAUCUUUACAGAGCUACAUUAUUCCAUUUGCACUGCCAGAAAUAGAGUUUAAUUGUGGGAACCUCACCCCUAUGGUUGUAGAUAGGGUUGUGGAUAUGCUUUGAGUUAACAGGACAGGGUUCAACGUUAGUGCCCCUUUUAGUGUUGGUCAGAAUCCCCUUAUCACAACACAACUCUAGAACUAGACCUGGUUAAAUUGAUAUAUUUUUUGCCCGCUCUACAGACGGCUAUAUCUGUCUGCUAAUACAGGACUAGUAAAGGCCCAGUGCACUACUUUUAAGAUAAUAAUUCAGGGGGUACUACAGCAUCCUCAGCACCCCUACUUUCCGUACCUAUGGUUAAAGGUGUGUAGUAUAGAGAUGAAGCAAAAAUGACACAAAAAAAGCUUCACAGACAUCAACAAUUAUGCAAAUUCAUUCUAUCUAUGUUCUCCCCAGUAGGUAAGCUAUGGAUUAAGGGAAGUGUACCCACACUUUCAGAGAAAGAGAUACAUAUGCCUACAUUUACAUUGAGACAUACAGCAGUUCACCUGGACUGUCAGGUAGCAGGCUUUACUUGGGCUAAAUGUCUCGUUGGCGUGGAUAACAACAUUUAUUUGUGAUUUGGUCUGUAGUGGUAUAAUAUCACCUCAGUGAGGAUACCAACAUUAUAUACAACCUCUAAUGAACAAUCUUAUUGAGAUGUGAUUACUGGGAGGCUAAGGGUCAAUAUGAUGGCAUGGAUUGUCUCAUUUGCCAGGUGUAGUGGUAAACACAGAGGGGGAAUUUAGCAUGCUUUCAAGGUAAACACUGAGGGAGUUAGCAUGCUAGCAAGGCUGAGGUGUGAGUUAGCAUGCUAACAAGGCUGAGAUGGGAGUUAGCAUGCUAACAAUGAUGAGGUAGGAGUUAGCAUGCUAACAAGGUUGAGGUGGGAGUUAGCAUGCUAACAAGGUUGAGGUGGGAGUUAGAAUGCUAACAAGGCUGAGGUGGGAGUUAGCAUGCUAACAAGGAUGAGGUAGGAGUUAGCAUGCUAACUAGGCUGACGUGAGAGUUAGCAUGCUAACGUGUGUGUACCUCCGAGGCAUGUCUUGUUAAAUUGUCAACAAGGGUAAUUGUACAGUUAUUGUACUGGAAAGAGAUGCCCAUUGUUUAUUGAACAUAUGAUGAGUUGAAGGAAAAAUCAAGUGAUGUGAAAUGGAGAGAUUGUGUCUGAUGUGGUUGAUCGACUUGUGCACUGUUCUAAUAUUACAGAAUGAUGUAGUGGCAACGCUUGCUUGUACCAACAUGACAUUAGUUAAUAUUACCAUAAUAAUGAGUUAUAUGACAAUUCAUGAAAUGUUUUCACAAAGUCAUGAUACAUGCAGCAAUAUGCAAUCCAACCAGUUGGGUAGUCAGUUAGACAGCCUAAAUCAUUAUCACAUCUGAUCAUGAUAAUGCUUGUUUGUUAUAAACUAGCAUUACCUUUCUCUAACGCUUCAUAUCAUGUUUAUUAUUCUGUUUUGUAGGCAGUGUGACACAUUUCAAGCGUUCCCCUGGAUUCUGUUGUAAAUGUGGUUACCAUAUCUCUUUAUAUUUAUAAGUUUGGAUUUGUUUUUGUUUUUGUCAGAGUCUGAAUUGUGCUUUUCCAAAGUUAUUUAUGAUGUAAAUAUGCUGAGAAAAAGACACCACUUUGAAGCACAAGGGAAAAGUUGUAUUUAUUUAGUGAAUGUUUAUUUUGGGUUUUGAAACAUAGUUGCAAUCAAAACAGUC